AUGUCGAGAAGAACUCAGCCUAAGUGGUCCCCACCGGCUAAAGAAUUGCACAGACCUGCUCUAAAACUUUAUAACAGUUUGACUCGACAAAAGGAAGAAUUUGUGUGUGCAAAUGGUAAUCGCAUCAAAUGGUAUAGUUGUGGCCCGACCGUUUAUGAUGCUUCCCACAUGGGACAUGCUAGAUCAUACAUAUCAUUUGAUAUAUUGAGACGGAUAAUGUCUAACUACUUUGGCUAUGAUAUUCUGUACGUCAUGAACAUCACAGAUAUUGAUGACAAAAUUAUAAAAAGGGCAAGACAACAUCAUUUAUUUGAGAAAUACAUAAAUGAAAAGAAAAGUCUGAAUGAUAUCAUUGAUGAUGCAACAACAGUUGUGAAUUAUUAUGAAGGUGUAUUAAAAGACACAGCUGACCCAGAUAAAAAGAAUGCUAUGCAAAAAACAUUAGACUGUAUUGCUGCAGCAGUUAAGACAACAAAAUUAGCAGUUGAGCUAGAUGAUGCAGAGAAGAUAGAAAAAGCAAAAAAUGACCUAAUACAAUCAGCAAAGGGUCCAAUAUCAGAGUGGCUAGAUAGCAAACUAGGUGCAACUGUCACUGAUAAUGCCAUAUUCACCGCACUGCCCAGGUAUUGGGAAAAUGAGUUCCAUAAAGAUAUGAAAGCCCUUAAUGUUAUGCCCCCCGAUGUGCUUACAAGAGUAAGUGAAUAUGUGAAACAGAUUAUUAAGUUCAUAGAGAAGAUUAUAGACAAUGGUCUUGCAUAUGAGUCAAAUGGCUCAGUGUACUUCAGUGUCAGUGAAUUUGACAGCAAAGAUAAGCAUUAUUAUGCUAGAUUGGUGCCUGAAGCUUAUGGAGAUACAAAAUCAUUACAAGAGGGUGAAGGUGAUCUCUCUGACGAUACAAGCGAAAAACGUUCAGCAAACGACUUCGCCUUAUGGAAACGCAGUAAGACUGGUGAACCAUCGUGGGAUUCCCCGUGGGGAGCUGGCCGGCCCGGCUGGCAUAUCGAGUGUUCUGCCAUGGCAUCCGAUGUGUUUGGCAGCAAGUUAGACAUACAUACUGGUGGAGUUGAUCUUAAGUUUCCCCAUCACGAUAAUGAACUGGCACAGAGUGAAGCACACUUCAAUGAACCUGGAUGGGUAAACUACUUUCUCCACACAGGUCAUUUGACCAUCGCAGGAUGCAAGAUGUCUAAGAGCUUAAAGAAUUUUGUCACGAUAUCAGAGGCAUUACGUCGUCACACCGCAAGACAGCUGCGUAUUGGAUUCCUGAUGCACGGGUGGAAGGAAACACUGGACUACUCUGAUAACACUAUGGAUAUGGCGAUACAGACAGAAAAGUUGUUUAAUGAGUUCUUCCUGACGGUGAAAGAUGCAUUACGCAGCGGAUACAAUGAGGGUUGCGGCGGUGAGUGGGGCCCUGAAGAACAGCAGAUGUCGGCAAAACUCAGCGCAGCGAAGGAACAAGUACACGCUGCACUUUGCGAUAACAUAGACACCCGGGGCGCACUGGACGCUCUACGUGAGCUCGUAGGUGCAUCGCACAUAUACCUGCGGCAGACCAAACCGAGGAAUGCGCCACUGUUGGCGGCUGCCGCUCGCUACGUGACGGACAUUCUGCACGUGUUUGGAGCCGUGGAAGGACCGCGCGGAGGCAUCGGCUUCCCUGUGGGAGACGCUAGUGACGUUUCUGUGGAGGAGACGGUGAUGCCGUACCUGGAGGCGCUGAGCUCGUUCCGCGCGCGCGUGCGCGAGGCGGCGCGCGAGGCCCGCGCCGGCGCCGUGCUGGCGCUCUGCGACGCGCUGCGCGACCACGACCUGCCCGAGCUGGGCGUGCGCCUCGAGGACAAACCUGAUCGUACAGUAGUAAAGUUAGUAAGUAAAGAAGAAAUAAUGAAAGAAAGAGAAGAGAAGCAACGGUUAGAGGCAGAGAAGCAGAGGAAAAAACAAGAAUUGCUUGAGGCGCAGCGCGCGAAGGAGGAACAGAAGAAAAUACCGCCUGGAGAAAUGUUCAAACGAGAGACGGACAAAUAUUCAAAGUUUGAUGAUAAGGGUCUACCGACACACGACCACGAAGGUAAAGAACUCAGCAAAGGUUUGUUAAAGAAAUUGCAGAAACUUCAACAAGCACAAGAGAAGAAAUAUAAUGAGUACCUGUCUUCAAUCAAGUCUGGUUGCUGA
Arctia plantaginis is the source of this 2175-nucleotide messenger RNA. The record is from the annotation of a GenBank genome assembly. Lineage: Eukaryota; Metazoa; Arthropoda; Insecta; Lepidoptera; Erebidae.